This is a messenger RNA of Daphnia pulicaria, 974 nucleotides long. RefSeq lists its product as uncharacterized. The transcript is spliced from 3 exons. Lineage: Eukaryota; Metazoa; Arthropoda; Branchiopoda; Diplostraca; Daphniidae. The coding region runs from base 41 to 661 and encodes 206 amino acids. The record is from RefSeq and is a predicted model, not a curated record.
UCUGAAUUCGGAGCGUCAUCACGUGCAGCACUAUUCAGACAUGAAUAUUCAAUACAUUUCGGUUUUCAUUUGCGUUGCCGGCUGGACAAGGGUGGUGCUACCUGUAAAGUCGAAUGCUAUAUUAGCUAUACCAGCAACAGGACAAAUCAAUAACUUCCAAUACGUCAAUAUCCCAGCCGAGCAUCAGUACGAAUUUGCUUUCAAUCGUGGCAGUCCCGAACAUCAGAUUUCGCGCCACCAGCUAGUCAAAGACGGCAACUUCCUAGCCAAGAUCAAGUGGAGCGACACUCACGAAGGUAUGGGUAGCAGCUAUUUUGAUUAUAACCAUGGCAAUCGGGAAAGCAUCACUAUUAGGGCCAAUUAUUACGAGCCCAUCGCUCAUCAGCAUCAAUACCAACCCGAGUACUACAAAUCAGAAGAAACGGCCAGCAACAGCGAAUUGGAGCCAGAUUAUGCAGAUUUCGACGAUAGAAACGAUGAAGUUCAAACUGAUGAGCCCGAGUUAUUUGAUUCCAUCAGCAAGCCACCACCAUCAGCUGUUGUUGCCUCUGCUUUGGUUCAGCAGCUGCCAAAGAAGAAUAUUGAAACGCUUUUCCGGCUGCCCACUCUCUCCAUCGCCCAACAUCUACUUAACGUCUACUCCUUAGUAGAGCCUCAAUAACCAUCAUACACAGCACGGGGCGUAUAUUUUUCUGAUUUUUACGCGCCCUGAAUGAUCUCAAGAAAUAACGAUAGCAUUGCACCUUGGAGUUGUUAUCUAUACAAUACGGUUUUUUCAUCUAAUUUUUAUAAAUCUAUUUGAGGCGUUACAACAGCCGUUAUUAAACUUAAGGACUUUACGUAAUUUGCAUACUUUUUUCUGCAAUUUCAACCCUUACUGCUUACGGCAGCGUAUAUAACUGCUCGCUGCUAAAACAGAAAAAAAAUGAUGAAUAUUGUCUAAGGAUUUGAUCUUGUUAUUAUUUUAUUUUUGA